AUGUUUUUAAAAAAAUUACUUAAAGGUAGUUCAAAUUCUACUAGACCAAGAGGCGCAACAUUUAAUGGAAUUUAUACAGGUGGUGAUAAUUUAAGUGGCUCAUCAGAACAAAAUUAUAAUAAUAGUUUGACAACUUCAACAAAGCAAACAAAUAGGCAAACAUUAUUAUUAAAAUCAAUGGAAUAUAUUAAUGGGUCAAGUACUUAUUAUGGGAAUUAUAUGGAUUAUUUUGAUAUUCCAGUUCAAUUAUUUGUUGGUGGUGAACAAUCUGAAAUUUAUCCAAUGUUAUCAUAUAAUCAAAGUUUAAAAUCAUUAAUAUUGGAUUUCAAUAAAAUUACAGAAAUACCCGAUUGUAUUACACUACUUCCAAAUUUAAAUCAUCUUUCAUUGGCAGCAAAUCAAUUAACACAUGUGCCUGAAUUUCUCUCACAAUUAAAAUCAUUGGAAACUUUUGAAAUUGGUAUUAAUCAAUUCACUUGUUUCCCUUUAAACGUUUGUAAAAUUAAAUCAUUAACUUCUCUUCAUUUAGAAACAAAUAAUAUUAAAUCAUUACCUGAAGAAUUUUUAAAUUUAGUAAAUUUAAAGGAUUUAUCAUUAUUUGAUAAUCAAUUAAAAGAAAUACCAGAUUCAUUACCAAAUAAUAUUGAAAAAUUAAAUUUAGGAUGUAAUGAUAUUAGUAGUUCAAAAUCAGAUUCAUUAAUUAGAAUAUCACAUAGUUUAACAACAUUAAAUUUAUCAGAGAAUAAAAUUGAAGAGUUGGAUGAAUCAUUAUCAUGUUUAGUUAAUGUUAAAACGUUAAUGUUGGAUUGUAAUAUGAUUAAAGUUAUACCAGGAUCAGUAUUAGGUUCAUGGAAAUCAUUGGUAACUUUAAAUUUACCACAUAAUUUAAUUUCAGAUUUACCCCCAGAGGUAAUUUUAUUAAGUAAUCUUAGAAUAAUUGAUCUUAGAGGUAAUAAUUUUGAAAAUUGUAAAAAAUUAAUACCAACUGAAUCUUCCACACCUAUUUCAUUUAAAAUUGAAGAUUUUAUUCAAAAUAAAGAAAGAAUUAAUUCAUUAAAAUUUGAUAAUAUUGAAAUUUUACCAACAACAAAUUCAAUAAUUAAUAGUAACAAUAAUAAUUAUGAAGUUAUAACAACAACAGCAACAACUAAAAAUAUAAUUGAGAAUAAAGAAGAUAAUGAUGAAAAAUUAUUAAAUAAUUCAACAAUUUCAAUAGUUUUGGAUUCAAAUAAUAAAAGUGAAAAUAAUGAAAUUAAUGAAAAUAAUCAACUAUUAACUACUGAUGAUGAUUAUAAUACCGAUAAAAAUGAUUCAUUUACCGAGAGUGAAGAUAUAAUUAAAAAAAUUCAAAUUGAAUUAGAUUCAAUUGAAAUUCAACAAAAACAACUUUUACUUAAACAAAUUAAAUUAAAAGAGAAAAUGAAAAAAGAGAAAAAUAAAUUAUUUAAAUUUCAACAACAAGAAAUAAUACAUCAAGAACAAUUACCACAAUCAAAACCAGAAAAUGAAAAAUUAACAAAUAUACCAGAACAACAACAAAAACAACAACAACAACAACAACAACAAGAAGUUCAACAACCAAUAAUAACACUAACAAAAUCAACAAGCAGUAAAGUGGAAGUUGAAAUGAUUGUACCAAAUCAAUUAAUAUUUUGGCAAUCAAUUGUACCAGAUUUAAUUAUUGAUAAAUUGUAUUUAGGUUGUAGAGAAUGUGCAAUGAAUAAAUCUUGGUUAAAAGAUAAUAAUGUUACUCAUAUUUUAACUGUUGCAAAUUUUAAACCAUUAUAUCCAGAUUUAUUUAAAUAUUUAAUAAUAAAUAUUGAAGAUGUUGAUGAAGCAAAUAUUUAUCAACACUUUAAAGAAAUGAAUGCGUUUAUUGAUGAAGGUAGAGAAAAAGGCGGAGUUUUAAUUCAUUGUAGAGCUGGUGUUAGUAGAAGUGCAAGUGCAACCAUGGCUUUUAUAAUGAUGAAAAAUUCUUUGAAAUUCCAAGAAGCAUUUGAUAUCACUAUAAAAGGAAGACCUAGGAUUUAUCCAAAUAUUGGUUUUAUAAACCAAUUAAAAAAAUUUGAAAAGGAUUUAUUUAAAUAA
Messenger RNA from Dictyostelium discoideum AX4, 2088 nucleotides. RefSeq names its product leucine-rich repeat-containing protein (gene mpl2). Gene Ontology annotation, molecular function: protein serine/threonine phosphatase activity; protein tyrosine phosphatase activity. The coding region runs from base 1 to 2088 and encodes 695 amino acids. The record is from RefSeq and is a predicted model, not a curated record. The transcript is spliced from 3 exons. NCBI's taxonomy places the organism in Eukaryota, Evosea, Eumycetozoa, Dictyosteliales, Dictyosteliaceae.